AGUUUUCAACAGAAUUUGUCCGCUUUAAGAUGUGCUUCCUGCUAAUAUUUCUGCACUUAUCUAAAUGGUCUCCUUGGUCGCUCCAUCGCUUUGAGCUGACAUAUUUAAAGUGUUAUUAAAAUUGCUGAAACUCUGCAAUUAAUGCGCUGAUCGUUUGUACAAUAAUAUUUGAAUACUCGUAUUAAACGAUGACGAACAGAUGAGUGCGUGUUAACGGCAAGCAGUUAUCGGGAAGCAGAGCAAAACAAGAAUUUAGAAAACAACGGCAAAGAAACCCGCUCCCCAGAGACAAGUCAUUAGGCUGAUGACUGCAUCGACGGGUGAUGAUAAAACGGGAGGACAUCUGGUUUUUGCUGUCUGUCUGUAAAUAUGACCAUAUCAUACCACAAAACGUCCGGUGUAGCGUCUCUAGUUGAAACUGAUUGAUGAGCAAUUGAUAGAACGGAAGAACAGUUGGGCACUAUUGUUGCGGGAUAAUAUGCUUUGCUACAAGGCGACAAAUUACUGAUAAAUAGUGUUAUGACGAUGCAUUACCUAUCACCAUGCAACACGUUGGUCGAGCCUAAUUUUCUGCAUUCUGUGGUUUGUGAAACAGGGGGAAAAUUCUUAUUGUCAUUUGACACUAAUGAGUUCGCCGUAGCCUCCGCCGCGCUCCGAAGCAAACUCACUUUCUCAGUAUCAACGCCAACCAGAUGGCUCUAGAGGAGAAUGCUCGACGUCAAUGAUGGCCAGAGCCAAUGCCAGGCAUUCAGUGUCUUCAUUGACCAACGCGUGCGACAUUUUAUCAGCCUUUAUCUCAGCCGCCAGCCAGCCAGCCAGCCAAACACAUACAUCUCGUGUCUACAGGGUCGCGAUGAUCCCGGGGAAAUCCGUCAGCCGGGGUUGUGUGGUCGUGUAGUAGUUGCCAGCGCCGCCCCAAUAUCACCAAAGUGCUUCGCGCCGUAUCAUCUUUCAUGCAUCAACAGCAUCGUUGCUGGCGGAAAAAUGACCGGUCCCGGGAAGCCGUGAUACGGCGCGCGGUUCAGUUUGUUGCAAUGAUCGACACCGAUCGGAUCGAGGCGAUCAUGGAUUUGGGCAGCUUCGAACAAUCGUCGGACGAUUUCCUGGCCAACGGAUUCUACCAUCUGUACACCGAGCUGCAGGACGAUCGAGACAUUGCGUUGGCCCUAGCGGAACUAACGUGCCCCACGACCCAAACCUCCGAGCUCAAAGAAGAUACAGUGCAUCCUUGUCCAGCAACAAUCGAUCUACCGUCGCUAAACUCACUUGAACUUCUGCCUACGCCCAAUGGGGGCGAAGUGGAUGGGCUGGAGCUGGAGCUGAACGUAGAAGAUUUCAUUCUCGAGUACAAUUGCGUAAAUUUUAGUCAACUGUGGGAAAACGAGCUACGACUGCCGGAAAACACUUACCUCUGUGAUGAUUCCUGUGAAGCGUUUAUCCGACAAUCGGAUCCACAUGAAGAUAAAGUGGCACCCGCAACCGGUGAAAUCACGCAAUCGGAGGUCGUGUCCCUAACACUACCCGCGGCCGUGUCGUCCAGCGUACAGCAACCGUGUGAAGCCGAACCCGACUCGACCGGGACGUUCGUUUGUCCGUUUGAAAGUUGCCGCAAAGUGUACGCCAAACCGGUGCAUUUGAAAGCCCAUCUCCGCCGGCACGUAGGCGAUAAGCCGUAUCACUGCAAAUGGCCAGGAUGUCAGUGGCGGUUUUCGCGGUCGGACGAACUGUCGCGUCACUUCCGGUCCCAUUCGGGUGUGAAACCGUACCGGUGUGAGUACUGCCCAAAGUGUUUCUCCCGAUCGGACCAUUUAGCCAAGCACCGGAAAGUCCACGAGCGUAAGAUGAGCGUGGGCACGGCGGGGAAGUUGAAGAGUGGUGUCGGUGCGUUCGUUGGAGUAGCGCCGGCAAGAGGACGACCAGGCCGGAAACCGAAACAGGCCUCAGUGAAACGAUCGUGAUCGUGAGCAAUGUACGGGUGAUUUAAUAAAGCCAGGUCAAAUGGGCCCUUUUUGCAACAAAGAUGUUAACGUUUCAGUCUGGCUUUCUUUGUUCAAAUUGUUCCGAAAGUUGUGAACAUCUUCUUCUUCUUCUUCUUUGGCACAACAACCGCUGACGGUCAAGGCCUGCCUGUACCCACUAGUGAAGUGAGCUUGGCUUUCAGUGACUUAUUGUUACCAUAGCAGAACAAUCAGUCCUACGUAUGGGGGCACGGGCUAUUCGGGGCUUGAACCCAUGACGGGCAUGUUGUUAAGUCGUACGAGUUGAUAACUGUUGUGAACGGCCGAGUUGUGAACAUCUGAAAAAACAAAAUGCUAAUCUUAAUUAUUGUUAGCAUUUAGCCAUCAAUCGCAUUGAGUCAGUUCCCACAUGAAAACGUCUCAUCUUGAGCGUUACUUUUAAUUUCAUACUUAGUUCGCCUAUUCUUAUGCACAAUACCUUGUACACUUCGACUAUUUUCUACAUCCACACACACCUAAUUUUCGUAUUAUGGAACUAUUUUCAAAACAUAUGCUUUAGGUCAGUACAGGGAAUUUGUUUGUGAUUGUAAAAAAUGAAUUUUGCACAUUUUUAAUGGUUUUUAUCAUGCCU
Anopheles gambiae (African malaria mosquito) is the source of this 2589-nucleotide messenger RNA. It is a transcript of the gene Klf15, whose product is annotated as Kruppel-like factor 1. The record is from RefSeq and is a predicted model, not a curated record. The transcript has a single exon. Lineage: Eukaryota; Metazoa; Arthropoda; Insecta; Diptera; Culicidae. The coding region runs from base 954 to 1958 and encodes 334 amino acids. Gene Ontology annotation, molecular function: DNA-binding transcription factor activity, RNA polymerase II-specific; RNA polymerase II cis-regulatory region sequence-specific DNA binding. Gene Ontology annotation, biological process: regulation of transcription by RNA polymerase II.